This is a messenger RNA of Xenopus laevis (African clawed frog), 1129 nucleotides long. It is a transcript of the gene gda.L, whose product is annotated as guanine deaminase L homeolog. The record is from RefSeq and is marked provisional. Gene Ontology annotation, cellular component: cytosol. Gene Ontology annotation, molecular function: zinc ion binding; hydrolase activity, acting on carbon-nitrogen (but not peptide) bonds; deaminase activity. NCBI's taxonomy places the organism in Eukaryota, Metazoa, Chordata, Amphibia, Anura, Pipidae. Gene Ontology annotation, biological process: guanine metabolic process; guanine catabolic process.
CGAGAUCACAGGCAACUGCUGCUGAGUCAUGGACACUGUGCAGCAGGUCUUCAGAGGCACUUUUGUACAUUCAACCCAGACAUGUCCUAUGGAGGUCUUAGAAAACCAUAUACUGGGGGUUGGCAGCACUGGGAAAAUUUUAUUUAUAGAACAUACUAAGAACGAAGCGCAAUUGGCUCUGAAGUGGAAAUUUGAUAACAGCAAAAUUGAAGAUCUUGGCCAGAAUGAUUUCUUCAUGCCUGGAAUGAUAGACACUCACAUACAUGCCCCUCAGUACCCAUUCUUAGGAUCAGGAAUGGAACGUCCGCUCCUAGAGUGGUUAGAACAUACUACUUUCCCAGCAGAAGAAAAGUUCUCGGAUCUAGAUCUUGCUAGCAACAUUUAUGAAGCAGUUGUGCAAAGAACACUAAAAAAUGGCACAACUACGGCUUGCUACUUUGCAACAAUUCACACGGAUGCUUCCCUUGUGCUGGCCGAUAUUACAGAUCGCUAUGGUCAAAGAGCAUUUAUUGGAAAAGUAUGUAUGGAUAGCAAUACAAUAUACCCGGAGUAUAUUGAAAGUACAGAAGAAUCAAUUGCAGAAACACAAAGAUUUGUUGAAGCAAUGCAAAAUAUGAAGUAUGACAGGGUUAAGCCUAUUAUCACACCUCGCUUUGCAGUUACUUGCAGUGAAAGGUUGCUGUGUGAACUUGGUAGGCUUGCAGACAAUUAUGGGCUUCACAUUCAGAGCCAUAUAAGUGAGUCUGUAGCAGAGAUUCAAGAGGUGCUGAAUUUAUUUCCUGAAUACAAUAAUUACACUGAAGUGUACAGUAAGAACAAAUUGUUGACGAACAAGACAGUGAUGGCUCAUGGCUGCUACCUCUCAGAUGAAGAACUAUGUAUGUUUAGAAGCAAUGGCGCUGCAAUAUCACAUUGCCCUAAUUCAAACAUUUCGCUGUGCAGUGGUCAUCUUGAUGUAUGCAAUGCAAUAAAACAGAAAGUUAAAGUGGGCCUUGGAACAGAUAUAGCAGGAGGUUACUCUAUUUCCAUGCUUGAUGCUAUUCGCAAAGCAAUAGAAACAUCAAAAAUUUUGUUCAUGGAACGCCAGAAGAGACGAAAAGAAAGCAAGACAAUACACAAUAACCACCAC